Molecule: messenger RNA, 1565 nt
Organism: Odobenus rosmarus divergens (Pacific walrus)
Lineage: Eukaryota; Metazoa; Chordata; Mammalia; Carnivora; Odobenidae
Gene: B3GNT9
Product: UDP-GlcNAc:betaGal beta-1,3-N-acetylglucosaminyltransferase 9
Exons: 2
Coding region: 159-1373 (404 amino acids)
Cellular component (GO): membrane
Molecular function (GO): hexosyltransferase activity
Source: RefSeq, a predicted model, not a curated record
CGCUGCAUUUGGCCCAAGCCCCGUCCAUGGCUGCCCUUGGGACCCUGCGCUGAGCCCCGGAGGCCCUGGCGUCCGGGGCUGCGCCACUCCCAAGGGACAAGCGUGAGUGUCGGGAUCCCAAGGACCGACGUGGGGGCGCGGGCGCCAGCCACGCGGACAUGAGGCGGAGGCUGCGCCUCCGCGGGGACGCGUCGCUCACGCUGCUCCUCGGCGCCGCCCUCGGCCUCCUUCUCUACGCACAGCGCGAGGGCGCGGUCCCGACGACAAGCGCCCGGCGAACGAAAGGGAAGGCAGCGCCAGGGCCCACUCCGGGACUCCGCGUCUUCCAGGCACCGGACGCAGGCGCAGCCCCGGCCCCGCUGGCCUACGAAGGGGACACACCGGCGCCGCCCACACCCACGGGGCCCUUUGACUUUGGCCGCUACCUGCGCGCCAAGGACCAGCGGCGCUUCCCCCUGCUCAUUAAUCAGCCGCACAAGUGCCGAGGAGAUGGCGCACCUGAAGGUGGACCCGACUUGCUCAUCGCCGUCAAGUCAGUGGCGGCGGACUUCGAGCGGCGCCAAGCCGUGCGCCAGACGUGGGGUGCUGAGGGUCGCGUGCAGGGGGCGCUCGUGCGCCGCGUGUUCUUGCUGGGCGUGCCCAGGGGCGCGGGCACAGACGGGGCAGACGCGGAGGGGGAGGGCACGCGAACCCACUGGCCUGCCCUGCUGCGUGCUGAGAGCCGCGCGUACGCGGACAUCCUGCUCUGGGCUUUCGACGACACUUUCUUCAACCUAACGCUCAAGGAGAUUCACUUUCUCGCCUGGGCCUCGGCCUACUGCCCCGACGUGCGCUUCGUUUUUAAGGGCGAUGCAGACGUGUUCGUGCACGUGGGGAACCUGCUGGAGUUCCUGGCGCCGCGGGACCCGGCGCAGGACCUGCUUGCGGGCGAUGUGAUUGUGCAGGCUCGGCCAAUCCGGGCGCGGACCAGUAAAUACUACAUCCCUGAGGCGGUGUACGGCCUGCCCGCCUACCCGGCCUAUGCGGGUGGUGGUGGCUUUGUGCUUUCGGGGGCCACGCUCCGUCGCCUGGCCGGCGCCUGCGCGCAAGUUGAGCUUUUCCCCAUUGACGACGUCUUUCUGGGCAUGUGUCUGCAGCGCCUUCGGCUCACACCCGAGCCCCACCCUGCUUUCCGGACCUUUGGCAUCCCCCGGCCGUCAGCAGCGCCGCACCUGCGCACCUUUGACCCUUGCUUUUACCGGGAGCUGGUUGUAGUACACGGGCUCUCGGCCGCCGACAUCUGGCUUAUGUGGCGCCUACUGAAUGGGCCCCAAGGGCUAGCCUGUGCCCAUCCGUGGCCUGUCGCUGCUGGCUCUUUCCAGUGGGGCCCCUAGCCACCUUCAUGGCCCCAAGCUCCCCUCACUCAGACCCAGGAUGAUUAUUGCCGUGUAUGUAGUUCUUUCCCAGAGGCGGAAGAUUUCAAAAAUCUAUCCCAUAUCACCAGAGGUCUGCCUCCACAAGUCCCCAGGGAAUUAAGAUUGAACUUGGCUCCUGCUGGCCUACCUUAUUCGGAGCUGAUCUAGAAC